ACAGAACCCAAAGCCUUCCUGACAUGAUACUACCCGAAAACGUCGAUGACUUCAAAACACAUUACAGAUUAAGCAGGAAUAUGUUUGACUGCCUUCUGGAGCGUGUCAGAGACGAUUUAAUUAAAGACUUCCAUGGUGGCCGCAACCCAAUUAAUCCUGAUAAGCAGCUUCUCGUUUUCUUAAAUUAUAUAGGCAACCAACAAAGUAUGCGAGAAUGCGCCCACAUAUUUGGAUUGUCGAAAUCAACUGUUCAUAGUGUUGUUGCAUCUGUAGCUGACGCCAUUGUAAAGUUACAUUCUCAGGUUAUAAGAUGGCCAGAUGCUGAUAGACAGAGAGAAAUUGCAAGAGAAGUUGAAGAUAGUGUGGGCAUAUCUGGUGUUGUGGGCUUUAUUGAUGGAACACACAUUCGUUUAGCAAGUGCCCCAGGUGGUGAACAAGACUAUUACAACAGAAAAAGUUUCCCUUCGAUUCAGCUACAGGCUGUUGUUGACAACAACAUGACGAUUACCAAUGCUUACUGUGGCUGGCCAGGAUGUACCCAUGAUGCUCGAGUUUUAAGGAACUCUGAACUAUUCUCAAAAGCAGAAAAUGGUACAUUAUUUCUUCAAGAUCAUUUUCUUUUGGCCGACAAUGCCUACCCUUUGAGGAAUUGGCUCAUUUCUCCCUUUAAGAAUUAUGGCAAUUUGUCUCCACAACAAAAGAGGUUUAACAAAAAAGUGUCAAGUGCUCGACAAACAGUGGAACGAUCAUUUUCUCAUUUGAAGGGGCGUUUCCGUCGUUUGAAAGAAGUUACCUUCCACAACCCUACACAAAUUACAAAACUUGUUAUAUCAGCAUGUGUAUUGCAUAAUCUCUGUGUUAUUCAUCGUGAUGAUUUGGACGAAUACAUGGACGAAGGAAAUGAUGACGACCCUGGAAAUGAUGAAGCUUAUGAGCAUGGACAUCAUGGAAUUCUUCGUAGAACCAGGCUCCUUCAGCUGGUGUAGGAUUGUUAAAGCAAGAUUGUUGAUGUUUGUUGGUUUUGAAGGACUAUCAACCAAGGUCACUUUCCAUUGAUAUUAUUAAA
Mizuhopecten yessoensis (Yesso scallop) is the source of this 1066-nucleotide messenger RNA. Its product is annotated as protein ANTAGONIST OF LIKE HETEROCHROMATIN PROTEIN 1-like. Bases 24 to 986 code for a protein of 320 amino acids. NCBI's taxonomy places the organism in Eukaryota, Metazoa, Mollusca, Bivalvia, Pectinida, Pectinidae. The transcript is spliced from 3 exons. The record is from RefSeq and is a predicted model, not a curated record.